CCGUCUUUUUCGCAUCGAGCGUCUCGAGAACAGCCCAUGGCUCAAUCAUCACCUGUUCCUGUCUCCAAGGAUAGGCGCUGUUGGCGCUGCAUAUUGCUCAAUCGAACUUGCGACCGCAUGCCCAUGUGCCGGGGUUGCUUGGAUCUAGGCAAUGAUGGCCUGAAGAUUCUCCCUUGCAAACGAGGACAGAUCGCUACGCAUUUCGAAGAGGCAUUCUCUAACUACAUCGAAAUCGCUGACGGCGUCUGGCUUUUCAGCACGGGGAAAUACCACUGGAAACUCACGGUCAAUUACUUCCAACUGGGUCACGAAACAGCAGUAAAGCAUGCCAUUGUAGACCUCCCGUGGCAUGUUAAGGCAGAAUCGUCGGCUCGUCGCGCCCCGUAUGAUUUUGCGCGACAAUUCAACGAUGUCCCGAGUAAAUGGCCCGUUGCUUAUGCAGCACUCAGUGAAGACAUUAUCCUGAAAGCCUCUUGCCAUUUGUGCUCCCACACCCCGACCCACCCGGAACCCGGAGCCCGGCCUUGGGAAACGGAGGCCAGCUCCAUCCUUCCUGCCCUGCGAGCUCUGGUCCGCGUACACGCUGUAUCUCAAUUCAGCGAUCACUUUCCCCUUGGGUGGCUCAUCGAUGACGACUUUGCCCACGUCCAGUAUCAUGUCCUGGCGGCUGAGUUGAUUGAAACGCCAAACAGAACCUCGCAUCUCGAACCAGAGAUCCUCCUAGAACGCAUGGACGAGGGCUUUCGACCACCAGACAAUACCGAGUUUGUGAGGGUGCACGAUUCGUUACCACAACUUCUCGCGACAGCUGUGGAACUAGCUCGCACCGACCUUCUCAAGGGUGACCCCACUAGAUGGCCAGCUGUCUGGUUCACGCUUUGUCUACUCUGGUUGAUCGACUUUAACCUUGAGGAUGCCCCUGGAUUUACCGACACUCUGCUCACAGCCCAGAAUACACUACGGGGCGCCAUAGAAAGCCUUGCCCAAUUAUACCUUCACUGCUGCGGCGACCUACAUCCACUUAAUGAGGAAGGAGUGGACCGGGAAUUAUUCAAAUUGAUAUGCGGAGCUGAAGACGUCAACACGUCAACUACACUUGAGCGGUUCUUGGAGUUCAAUGAUAUCUGGGUCGAAUCCAGGUUGUCCGAUGAACAUACAGACAGCGUUAGGAAUUUUAUCCGCCAUCUUGAUAAUUUCGCUACUGGUUGGGUAAGAUCCUAGAGGAUAAACCAUGUCUGGUCUCUCCCUAUGUAGGAACUGGAGACGCCACUAUCCCAGGCAGCACAAGAAAGGGGGCAGCAUAAUACGCAAUUCCUUUAUUGCUGCACCUUUGAUUUCUC
Trematosphaeria pertusa is the source of this 1340-nucleotide messenger RNA. RefSeq lists its product as uncharacterized. The record is from RefSeq and is a predicted model, not a curated record. Lineage: Eukaryota; Fungi; Ascomycota; Dothideomycetes; Pleosporales; Trematosphaeriaceae. The transcript is spliced from 4 exons. Bases 37 to 1221 code for a protein of 394 amino acids.